GACCCCUGUGUCAAGCGCUUCCGGUUCCGGGGUAGCGGCGGGGGCCGAGAGGGUUCGGGCCGCUGUUUGUAAACUUGUCUCCCGGGGGAGCGCACGGAGGCGACGGCGGAGCCUGGAGCCCGCAGCGGCCGAGCCAGGCUCCAGAGAAGUGUCUGCAGUGAUAUCGAGGCACGGAGAUCAACCCCCUUUAUCCAGCAUCCAUCCAGAAGCAGGGCUAGGGUUGGGAUGACUCAUCUGUAAAAGCGGUGCAGUCAGUUACCUUCCCGUCUAGCUUCUCCAGCUCUCGGCAGCGCUUGGGGAAGAUUCCCUUAGAACGCCACACACGAUUCCAGGCGCUCAGAAUCCAGAAAGAUGUCGGCAAAGUGGAGGGUACUGGACAAGACCGGCAAAAAAUGAUUAACUGAAAAAAAAAAAUCUUUCUAAUCGUAAAAUUCUUUCCCGGGAGAGAAUUAAGGCUAAAGAAUUGUUACAAUCCGUUUGUUGAGGACAGACAGACAAGAUGGCUCAGGCGAGUCUCCUGGCCUGCGAGGGCCUCUCUGGGGUGUGCCUCGUGCCAACUGUUGCCAGCAAGAAGAUGAUGCCAAAACAGAGCUCCAAGCAGACCGAGAAUGGAGAGAGAGGGAACAGCGCGAACAUGCUGGGUCUCCGCCAGGAGAGCGAGAAAUCUCGCAGCCGUAAAGAGGAAGAGCCGGCAGAAGCAUCACAGCCGAAAAAGACCAUUAAAAAGGUGAUGGUGAUUGAGCAGAACGGCUCCUUCCAGCUGAGAAUCCCCAAGAACUUUAUUUGCGAGCACUGCUACGGAGCCUUUCGGAGCAGCUACCAUCUCAAGAGACACAUCCUCAUCCAUACUGCCCCUUCUGCUCUUUCCCAGGUGAGAAGCCGUUCGAGUGUGAUCUGUGUGACAUGCGCUUCAUCCAGAAGUACCACCUGGAGCGCCACAAGCGCGUGCACAGCGGCGAAAAGCCCUACCAGUGCGAGCACUGCAUGCAGAGCUUCUCCAGGACAGAUCGGCUGCUUAGACACAAACGAAUGUGCCAGGGCUGCCAGACCAAAACCCCCGACUCGCAGCUGCUGCUUUAGGAGCCAGGGCGAUGCAUCGGAGAAGCUAGGAAGUGGACAGGAUUUUCAGUUUUCUGUGUCUGGUUUUUGCCUGCUCCUGCUCCCCCGGUCAAGGUGGGGACAGCGCUGAGGACUCUCCUAGACUCUCAGAUGGGGUCCUGACACUGUAAAUAAGACGAGGAUGAUCUGGAAUCUCUACCCAACCAGCAGAAGCCACGGGCAGCUGUGUAUAAACCUUCUUUUCCAUUGGUUUGUUUUUGAAGUAUCACCAUUUGCCUCUCAGGAAAGGCUUCGGGGGACAACAGGGCAAAGCUAGCGACACUCACCUCAAACUCUUAACACUUGCCAUCACCUGACCGACCAGCUCACGCCCAGGUAGAGCUCACAGGUAUGAAAUACAGCGGGGUGGAAAUCAACCAUGUUGUUCUUUUGACUCUUUUUUUUUAACCAGUCUCACCGGAAGAGACCAACAAAGCAGUGGAUUAUAAGAGGCAGCUGUGGAGGAUUUUGGUUCAGGCGUGAAAUGCAGGAGCUCAUCUCAGCCGAGAGCUUGGUUAUGAGGUCUGCGGAGCUUUUAUUUCUAGAGCGUCUGAUUUUGUAACCGAGUUUCCUCCUGCUCUUUCCACCUCAAGAAACGAGCGGGGAGGAGAGCGCACUGUUGGAGGGGGGAGGGUAGCGGUUGAAACUCUUGUGACACCCAGCAGCUGGUGCGAUCAGUGUCCUAGGAAAUGGUGUUGUGUGAGCUGCUGCUGGAUAUGUGGCCUGGGUGAACCCGCAUGGCAUUGUCUGAACAUAUCCCUUAGCAACACCCAAACCCCUGAUGACAGGCAGUGCUUUGGGGCAUACAGCCCAUGGCUGUGGGGGACGGCUCCUGCCAGAGGCUGCCCUCCUUCCUUGGCCCCAGUGUGUGUGUAUGUGAGGAUGCUUGGGGUGAUCACAUGACCACACGUCCCUAUUCCCCCUGGAAUUCAGAUCCUAGUCUGGUUCAUGGCAGCAGCCCAUCAUCUGGCUUUCUCAGAAAUGCUCUAGCCUCAAACGCUGCCGGGAUUGGCUCACGCUCGGGAAGGCUUUCAGUUGCUUUGCAGUUCGGGAGAAGAUCCACCCCUUUGUUUGACCCUGAGGGCUGGCCAGGAAUGGAUCUUUGCAGUGUCUGGUGUGGAUUUGGGGGGGAAUUUAACCCACUGUCAGAUUUCACUUUCAUUAAAUCGGUGCCCUGUCCACUUGGGGGUGGACACCGCUUAAAUAAACCGUGAUCUUCUCUGGCAACUCUCCAGUGGCCCAGGAGCAACUGCACAGUUCAGGGGGAGCUGGAAACAGCUGAAGGGACCUGCAGGGAAAGGCAGUUAAACUUCCUCCUGUGGAAGAAACAGAAACCAUGAGCAUGAGGGAGGGGGCCAGGCUCCGCAGCCGCUCUCAGGAACCCUGGUUGUUGCAGGCCAGAAAAAGCCUGUUACCAAAGCGUCGACUCUGCCUCCCCAAAUUCCCCUCUUGGCUCCCAACGCACGUUGGUGCCCUGCCUCUGAAAGCUCAGGCCCAGCUAGUGUCGGCUAAAGAUCCGUCCUUUCCCGGCGGGGAACAGAUGUGUGAGGAAGGAGGAGGCUGUUCAUGUCUGCGCACAGCAGUAUAUUGGCUACUUCCUGCUCAGUGCUCUGCUGGGAGCCCCACCCCGAUGUCCCUGGUUGCAUAGCCUAGGUCUAGCUAAGCUUGGUGUCUGGGCACAGCAGCUGGCAUCGCCGCAGCUCAGGAUCUCCUGGUUCUGCCCCAAGAUGUCACUCGGUGCCCUGGUAAUUGUUCUGGGGUGGGGGGGAGCAGGGCACAUGGGACAGCCAGAGUCUGGACUCAGCUUUCUGAGCAUCAGUGACCCUGGAGCAAAGCGCCCUUGGGAAAUGACCCAAAUGCUCUUUAAAAUGUCAGUGGCUCUGUCACUUAGUUCAAAUCAUGUGCCCCCCACCCCCCAUUGCCCUCCAUGUAGCUAGCUACGUUCCGAAAUAAAAUCCUCUCUGUAGCAGCCUCUCCCAGCAGCAGAGCGCACUCUGCACCGGUGCAGCCUGGCCUUGUCCGGCGAAGGUAGAUACUGCCCAAGUUUAGCUUAGGCCAGCGGGGACGCUGCUCAUGUUAGAAGUCGACCUUCUGUCUGUUUAUCUCACUGCGCCAUUCCUUUGGGUCUCCAGGUCCCUUCAGACUCCCUUCCCCCACGGGUGCUCCUCCUCCUCUUCUCUUCUUCCCCCCCCCCCCCCCCCCCAAAAAAAAGAGAGAUACGAAUGUGUUUCUAUCUUGAAUUUCCCCCCCAUUCCUCCCCCUUCAGCCAUAUAUCUCUGUGAGACACUCUGCCAGGGGAGAUUUGCAAUGCAUCCUGCUGCCAGAUUCUGCUCUGCUUUCCCCCGGCUCUCAAAGCCAGUUUCCAAAGAGAACAGAGUUCUGUCUCUCUUCCACAGGCCCCGCACAGGACAGGGCAGCCUGGCUUGGCCUGAUGCAUCCUUGCUUGGUUCUUUUGUAGAAUUUCGCCAGCGGCAUGCUCCCUGCACCUGCAUGCCGGAUACACCAGUAUGAAUGCUGUACUUCAUCCAGAUCUCUCCCCGGCGGAGUACCACAUCUGUAUAUGCACUGCGGUCUCCGUUGGGGAACGGCUAGAGUGGAACCUGGUAGCCUGAGUUGUCUUUCCCAGGUGUCAAUCACUACCCUUCCUGCUGAGUCCAUCUGGCGCUGUGAGUUCAGGGCACCUGAGCGACUUAAACCCUGAAAUCACAAUGGUCCAACUUCCUGCUUGCAUCUAACAUGCUUUGUUGCCGUAGAGAGUUGGAAGAGGUUAAAUGGGCAUCCUCCGCCUCUUGGCCUGCCCACGCCGUCAGACAAACGCAGGCGCCGCUUGUAACCGCACAGGAUGGAAGUGCGGAGUGUUAGUUAACGACGUUACGUGAUCAGUUCCUGCUGCCUGUUAGAGGCCAAGGCUCCCCUUUGAGACCAUUUCAGAAUGGUUCAUUUUCGGUGCCAUUUGCGUGAUUCUCUGCCAGGCCCCUGCAGCCUCGGCUUAGAAUUGUUCCUUUUCAGUCUCCCUACCUGAGAAAAUCACACUCUGUUGUACGUCUGGCGCUUCUGGGUGGUGUCUGGAAUUGAAGCAUAGGCUGCUGGCGCCUGGGAGGGCUGUUAGACUGCGGCAUAGUCUCGUCAAGGAAGUGCUGAAAGCCCUGUUGAUUCUGUCACUCAGAAUCACACUAGGCAAAGUGUCUGGCUCUGUUGUGGGGAGCAAUGGGAUGGGUGACUGGCUAGCUUCUCAGCUGGGAGUUCCACAUUGCAGGGAAGGAGACGUUCAGGACGCUUCCACCACAGGCUCAUGGCCUAAGCUGCCCUGGAUAGGAGAGGGGACGGCUGUUUGAACGGAGCUGGGCCUUGCAACCUGGCAGUGGGGCGCAAGGUCGAGGGAGUGUCGUAUGGAAGCAGCUUCCCGGCAAACCACUGGUGGUUACCCCGUCAGGUCAAAGCCGAUUGAGAAGGAGAGACGAGUCACUUUUGCACGAGUCUUUCCCUGCUCUCUCCCUUUCACCGAUGAUGGAAUUUAAAGGAACUCUCAACUUUUCCUGCCCCUCAGAGAAGCUAAGACUCUUUCCACCUUUUUACCCUCUUUAUUUGGUAAAAGGUGAUUCCCAGCCACCCACGCCCCCAUGUUGUGGUGAAGGGAGCCGAAACCAGCAGUGACAUGCAGCUUUGCCUAGCCCCUUAUCGUGUCAAAACAUCAGCAUCACUGAUCAUCAGCACAGCUGUGGGACUAGUAUCUGGCUCCUGCGGAGAGUUGGCCUGUCGUUCUGUCGGGCCCCCAGAAAUCCUGGCUUUUUAAAAGCUACCUCGUUGACUGUGUCUCACGUCUGUAGAACUGGGUUUCAUGGGUGGGGUCAACACUGAACGCCUGGAGGUGGUGAAGUAUCUUGGCGUGGCGAAUGUCACCAGAAAAGCCUUUAAUCCUAGAUUUAAGAUUCUCUUCCGAACAGGCGUGAUCUGCUGUUCAGCCCUGGCUCCUUGUGCUCUGUGGCAAUAAUGGCUGAAAUGGGAUGUCCCGUUGUGUGUUUGGUGUCACUAUUCUCCUGUUCCUACCCAACGAGUAAGGCAAUCGACUGGAAGUCAGAAGGUCGUGGGUUCUAGUCCCAGCUCUGACGCCGACCUUGGGCAAAGGACUGCUCAGUAUCUGUGUUCUCCCUGCGCUAAUUGUACUGACUCACUUUUGCAGAGAGAAGUAUGAAGUUUUACUCUUGGAACACGAAUCUUCUGUGUAAAACUGCUGACGGUGGAUCUUGGGGUGUUGGCUGUGACGUGAACAUUGGUUGGGUGCCUGUUACAGUCUGGCAGUACUUCUGCCCAGCACAAGGGGGCAGUACAAGCUAUCCUGUAGGACUACUGGCAAAAGGGUGUUGGCAAACAGUUAGUUCGGUUAAACCAGAUGCUGGUUUAGAGGACAAAUUAACUCACUCUUGGUUUUGAACUUUCAUAGCGGAUGGAACACCUGUGGUCUGGGGCAGAGACCCCUAAAUGAUGGGUGGGAACCUUGCUGCUCAGAACAUCUGAGGGCCUGAAGCUGCCUGCGUUCAGCGUUGCAGAGUUUUGGUGUGUGUGGCUGGGGAUUUUCUCAAAAGCUGUUUUUUUGACCUGCAGAGCUACUGGCGUCACUGCUGCUACAGAGAGUCCUUUGAGUAGCUGAUGCGUGCACACUGUGUGCUAUAGAAAGGGUUCAUCUGUCUAGCUGAUGCUGCAGGUUGGCAGUGCACUAUAGAAACUGCAGCUGUUUUGAAGCCUGAAGGUCCCAGCUGCCUUUUUCUAAACUGUCUCGGCAGAGGUAUUUCAAUUCCCAGUAAUAAGUACAGAUCUGGGGCUAAGAGGCUUAUUGGGUUCACAUACGGCUCGUGCUCUGCAAACCCCCUCAGCUGAUGCAUGGAAAGUGUUUUCAAUUUUAUAUCCAUAAAUUAGUGACUUAUGAUGAUUUGAACAUUUUUUUUUAUUUUUAAAUGCCCUUAGAAGUAACCUGUCAUGACAUUUCAAAGUGAAUUAAGAUAAAUCGAAUUAAGACCACUUUCGUUCUGAAUAAGAGCAUUCACACAGGGAUUUAAUGCAGUUUAACUAAUUCACUAUAAAUCAGACCUUUUAAUUAGGAUUAAUUUUCCUUAGCGUCCCCGAGCUAUACCUGGGGAUAAAGAGUAAUAUUGACAGAGAUGUUUCGUGACUAUGAGUUUAUUCUUCCUAGCUGGUCUGCAGCCGAAAUAGCAUGAGAAAGGUGGGGGCAGCGAAGCUGACAAGGAACACAACUGAAACUGACUCGAAACAAAAGUUUCCCUGUCUGAGCUGAGUGCAAAAGGGCAGCCUGGCUAGCACCAGCACUCCAAAAUAAAUCUGCUGAAAAUGUGUCAGUUCUAGUGACACGCACAAGACGAUGUUUAAAAUUGGCUGUUAACUUACUGUAGCAAAGAGGCGUGUCAGCACCUCCUCUGUGCUGGAGAGUCCAAGUUAAAACAAUGCAACCCUCCAGUGUAAAUAUAUUAUUCCGGUGCAAUGCGGGGCUUCCCCUGCUUUCAAGCUAGGGUAAACCAGGCUCUUGCAAGCCCCUUACUGUCACAGCGGGGUGCAUUCACAGUAAUGCAGCUGUCCCCAGCCCCGCUGUGGCUGAAAAGCAGAUGAGUUGCAGCGCCAUGGGCGUCAGGCUGGCUGGUUCUCGAGCGGGGGGUGCCAACGGGCACUGCAUCUCCUUGUGCACCCAUGUAAAGCUAAUUUUUCCUGUAGCAUCCAUAUCCACAUGAGCCCGCGGGGGGGGGGGGGCAGUGUCUGUGUUUCAGAGACGGGACCCUACUCUCUAGUGUGCACAGUCUGCUGAGCUUGUAUUCAGCUGUCUUCUCAGGUGAGGCCUGUAUCGGGAACAGCCCAGGGAAGAGGUCAGCUGUAGAACUGUGUUCAUGUGCAUCAUUAGACCUUGAUCUCCAGCCAGAGUGAUUUCCUUCUCCACUGCGUGAGCGUUAAACAC
Mauremys reevesii (Reeves's turtle) is the source of this 7057-nucleotide messenger RNA. RefSeq names its product zinc finger protein 740 (gene ZNF740). The record is from RefSeq and is a predicted model, not a curated record. NCBI's taxonomy places the organism in Eukaryota, Metazoa, Chordata, Testudines, Geoemydidae. Gene Ontology annotation, molecular function: DNA-binding transcription factor activity, RNA polymerase II-specific; RNA polymerase II cis-regulatory region sequence-specific DNA binding. The transcript is spliced from 7 exons. Gene Ontology annotation, biological process: regulation of transcription by RNA polymerase II. Bases 500 to 1189 code for a protein of 229 amino acids.